Messenger RNA from Andrographis paniculata, 690 nucleotides. RefSeq lists its product as uncharacterized. The record is from RefSeq and is a predicted model, not a curated record. Lineage: Eukaryota; Viridiplantae; Streptophyta; Magnoliopsida; Lamiales; Acanthaceae. The coding region runs from base 62 to 466 and encodes 134 amino acids. The transcript has 4 exons.
CCACAAUUGCUAUAUCAUCUCAAGAGGAGGAGGCAGAUUGUAUUAGGGUUUUGAGCCUGGCAUGGCGAAAUUCAACGUCGUACAGAAGCGGCGCCGAGCCGCCGUCGCUGAUCGCAAGAGGAUGGUACACGGCGACCCCAUCACCGGCAAGCUGCACCAGAAGCCCCAACCGCACUCCGUCUCCGGCAAGCGUCAACAGAAGCUGCUCAAGAAAUGGCGCCGGGAACAAAAAGAGGCCGUGGAGAAGGGCUUAAUUACGAUGGAGGAUGUGGAGAUGGCGGCUGCUGCUGAUGAGGCGCAAGAUGCCAGUAAGGCCCCUGGGUGUGCCCCAGCUGCAGUUAAUAAGUUCCCAAUGGGGAAGAAGAGUACGAGGACGAGACUUGGAGUCAAACAAUUGAAGAAGAAAGGCAAGGGCAAGAAAACAACCCGAGAACCCACUGGAGGAGGAGAUGCAAUGGUGGAGUGAGAGUGAUGGGUGGAUGGAUGGAUGAGAUUUUGGGAAUGCUGUUUUCCUUUUGUUUUCACCUAGUUUAGUUUAGUUCUCACUUGUCAGAGAGAGUUGCUUGUUGUAUGAGUCCCCUUCCCCUUCCCCUUCCCCUUCCGGCCAACACAGCUCUGAGAUGAUGGAUCAUAUGUGAAAAGUGAGAAAGUAACAACAAGAUUCUAAUAGCAUAAACACUACUACUACUA